Molecule: messenger RNA, 1774 nt
Organism: Coregonus sp. 'balchen'
Lineage: Eukaryota; Metazoa; Chordata; Actinopteri; Salmoniformes; Salmonidae
Source: the annotation of a GenBank genome assembly
ACGUCGACAUUUCCGGUCCACAUGUAAACGCGUUGUUUUCAGUUUGCACGGUAGAGAAUCAUAGUUAUUGUAGCUAUAUACAGUAUAUAUUGACAAAGUUACUGGCUCUCUCACUUUCUUUGAUUAAGCGAUAAGCGACAUUCAUAGACUGUAAAGAUGAAACUACUGACGCACAACAUGUUGACAUCUCACGUGAAAGGGGUAACCAAAGGAUACCCUCUCCUCAUCAAGGUAAGGAAGUCUGCUCAAAACUAGCUUGCAGAGUUGCGGCAGCUGGCAAUGUGUUAUAUGCGUAACGUAUUUAGCUAGCUAAUAUGUGCUUUUUUUUCAUCCCGUUUGUGUGAAUCCCAGGCUACGGAGGUGAGAGUGAGUGAGGUGGAGUUUAAUCCCAAUUUCGUGAGUCGAAUGAUCCCCAAAUUGGAGUGGAGCGCACUGGUUCAGGCGGCUGAUGGGGUGAGCCUGUCUGUCUAACACACCUGUACAAAGUCAUUUCAAGCUACUGUAUCCAACAGAGGUAGAAUAGUUAGCUAGGCCUACAGCGUAGAUGACAUGUACACUAACUAUACUUGGGUCUGAGACAGAUAGGCUUUACCUAAAUAAUUGUUUUAGUGAUUGUGGUUGUAUGGCAAUAUCAAUGUCUUCCUGUAUAUCCUAAUUACUAACUGUGGUCUUUUCUCCAGCUGGGUCAUCUCCAGGACUUACCUGCAGAACUGGUCACGGACUAUGAGAAGAAUGAAGACUUCCUGCGUAAAGUACACAGGGUUCUGCUGGAGGUGAGGUUCACCAUAAAUAACCUGAUAUUGUUGUUGUUCAUUACUUAGUUCUAUCGACUACUAUUUUGGUGAAUAGAAGGACGCAUAAUGCAUUUAUUAUUAUGGGAAUAUGAGGACAUCUAGUGGUUAGGUAGAGUCCCAGUCAUGUUCCCUCUUGGCACUUUCAUUCUUCUUGAUAAAAUGUUAUUGUAGGUUUAACCCUAUUACCCUCUUGGCACUUUCAUUCUGCUUGAUAAAAUGUUAUUGUAGGUUUAACCCUAUUACCCUCUUGGCACUUUCAUUCUGCUUGAUAAAAUGUUAUUGUAGGUUUAACCCUAUUGUCACACACACACGCAGAGGAACUACAGGUGAUGUGACGUUUAUCUGUCUCUCCUCUAUCCAGGUGGAGGUGCUGGAGGGGUGUCUGCAGUGCCCCGAGUCUGGCCGUGAGUUCCCCAUCUCCCGGGGGGUCCCCAACAUGCUGCUGAACGAGGACGAGGCAUAGAGGAGGGGGGUUGGUUACCCCUGACAUCCAUGGGCUCAUAGAUAUGAAUCAUACCCCACCUGGUUAUACGCUAAACCCCACCAUCCAACACCCUCCACCCUCUCACCCCAACCGUUCAUUGUAUGGGACUGCUGCCAUUAGAAGUGAGGGAAAACUGGACUGUUGUUUGAGACUGUAUAGGAAGAAAUACCACACUGUUGAAUUGGUUAUAUAGUACAGUACCUAGGGCAAUGAAAUGUGAACGCACUGCUGCCCCAAGAAAACCACAGAACGGAUCUGAAUGCUUCUACAUUGUCCAAUAUCUGUGAGCUGAUUUUGUUUUAUUUAUUUUUGUAAAAAUGUUUGGGUGCAUUUUUUGCAAUAAAAUUCCUUGUUUUCCUUGGUACCCUAAAAUGCUUUCCCUUGUAAUUAGGUUACACAGAGGAAUACAUACUGGUACUAUAUAUAGUCAGUGAAAUAUUGGUCGCGUACAUGGUUUAGCAGGUGUUAUAGUGGUGCAGCGAAAUGCUUAUGUUAC